UAAUUACAGAAUAAAGAAAUGAACACACACAAUGUGAAUAGAUUUAUAAAUUAAACAAAUAACCAUGUUAUGGUUUUGUUUGGUGGAAAUGCAAUACAGUAACUGAAUGUAAUUCUAGCAAGCGUCAGCUUUGCGCAAUUACAUACAAAUGUAGCACAGGAGCUAGAUAACAAAUAUGGCUAUAAACAGUGUACCAGUUAUUGUAUCAGUAAGACAAUAGCUGUUAGUAAAGACCACAUUAUGGAUCAGCAAACAGUCAGCAGACAUUAUUUCCAUUGAAGUAAGUUCCCGUCCGAACAGUUCCUAUUUCCUACUGAUGAAAUACUGACAACAAAGGUAUUGUUCUGUUCACCACAAAACGUUCAGUGUCUGAUAAAGUUUAUAGAACAGAUGCGCAAAUCUAUCUAAGGCCUGAGAGCAUGUUAAGCAUUUAAAGGACUUUCAAUACUAGCGUCCUAAAUAGUAGGCCGUUUGAGUACGCAAAAAUUAGUAUGUGACAUUUCGAAAAUUUUGUAGGCAUUAAAUGGCCGAAUGUCAUACUCAUUUCGGCUUCUCAUGUAGUAUAAAUAAAUUGUACACUUUUUGGGAAUUUCACAAUCACAAUGCAUUCAAACCGGAUAAAAGGAGGGUUUCGAGAUUUGAUAGUCCUCUGAAAGUGAGGGCUUCGAGAUUCGAUAGUCCUCUGAAAGUAAACAAAAAACCGAAUUGAAGAUGGCAAAGAAGACGAGCAAAGAGUCUCCUACAGUGUUCAAAUCCUGACAGAUCAAUGGAGAACACAUCCCAACCCUUUCCACCUGUGUCCAACACCUCCUACCUCAAUGCCUCCUCCAUCUCUCCCCUCUGCCCCUCCUUCACCACCCGCUUCGUCCUCCCCUCCCUCUACACCCUCCUCUUCCUUACGGGUCUCCCGGGCAACGCUCUCUCUCUCUGGGUGUUCUUGAGGCGUAUCCCCACCCAGACCUCCACCCAUGUCUACCUGUCCCACCUGGGCCUGUCCAACCUGUGCCUCUCCCUCACCACCCCCUUCCUGGCUGCUUACUACUCACAGGGUCCAGCUUGGCUGGUGUGGAGCCCCCUGUGCCAGCUGGUCCUCCAUGGGGUCACACCCAUUCAGCAGAUCAACAUCUACAUCAGCAUCUUCAUCUUGACCUGGGUGGCUCUCAGCCGCUUCGCCACCCUCAUCCAGCACACCCAUGCCAGCCGCCCCAGCACUUGCACCACCCUGCUACCCCUUGCCUUCUUCACCAGGCUGAGACGGGUGAGGUUCGCCAAGGCCGUGUGCGCCGGGGUCUGGAUAAUGGUGGUGGUGGCCAUAGUACCCGUGACAGUUUACUAUUCAGUGAGGGAGACGAAGGUGGGUGGAGGUGGUGAGAAUGGAGGGAGAGGAGGACGGGGUGAGGAGAAGGGGGGGAGGGUGUGUUACAGUGUGGCAAUGGAGAUGGGGGGAAGCCUGUCGAGGGGGGCGAUGGUGGUGGCCAUUGUGAUCUUCUUCAUGUGUUUCCUGCUGGUGCUGACGUCGUACAUGGCGGUGGCGAGGCAUAUAUGGAGGUCGCGUCGGAGUGCCGCUGUCAACGGCUCCCAGAAGCUGCUGGGAAGAGUGUUCCGGAACAUCGUGGUGAUCCAGGUGGUUCUGAUAGUGUGCAUGUUGCCUUACCACAUCUUCAAGUCCAUCUUUGUCUCCAUUGUCCAGCACCAAGCUGACCCAGCCACCACCACCACCAGGGGGCCCUGCCAUCCUCUCUCUGCCAUCGUUGAGGUCAAGAACUUACUGCUUUGUCUCACCGUGCUGCGGUGUUCUGCCGACCCAGUGAUGUACUUCUUGUUGGACAAGACCUUCCACAGGCAUGUCAUGUUACUGCUUAGGCUCCACCCACAGAAGCCCAGCAGCCAAUCAUCCAGCGGGGCCACCACCAGAGCCAAUCCAAAUGGUGUGAGGUUGGAGGAGACUGUGUGUCAUAAGGGUGAGGGGCCAUGGAAAGAGUCAUUCUCGGUGAACUGGAGUCAGGGAAGUGCUCUGUAAAGUUGUUUUAUUUUUUACAUUGACCAUUUUCAUCACCUCAUUCAACAACAUUCAUUAAAUUGACCAGGAGAAAUGAGUCCAGAACUUUUACCAUGUGGUGCUGUUUUUUCACUCCCAAUUCAUUCAAAGAGCACCUUGUAUAUUUAUGAGGGAGAGGGAGAAGUAAUGUGCAACUUGAUAUGUAUAUUUUUAAUGCUACUGCCUCUGAUCUGGCGGUCUCACUAAACACACAUGCUGUCGUUUGUAAAUUAUGUCUGAGGGUUGGAG
Coregonus clupeaformis (lake whitefish) is the source of this 2287-nucleotide messenger RNA. Its product is annotated as probable G-protein coupled receptor 82. The transcript has 5 exons. NCBI's taxonomy places the organism in Eukaryota, Metazoa, Chordata, Actinopteri, Salmoniformes, Salmonidae. The coding region runs from base 767 to 2020 and encodes 417 amino acids. Gene Ontology annotation, molecular function: G protein-coupled receptor activity. Gene Ontology annotation, cellular component: membrane. The record is from RefSeq and is a predicted model, not a curated record. Gene Ontology annotation, biological process: G protein-coupled receptor signaling pathway.